AUGAACAGCGCUGGACAAGGUGGGCAAGAUGCACAAUUUGGACAAAGUGGCCAAGUUGGGCAAGGAGGACAAUUUGGACAAGCUGGACAGGGUGGACAAGCUGGACAGGGUGGACAAGCUGGACAGGGUGGACAAAGUGGCCAAUUUGGACAAGCUGGACAGGGUGGACAAGCUGGGCGGAUGCAAGGUGGACAAGGUGGAUAUAACGGUAAUCAAUUUAACCAACCUGGACAAAGAUACCAGGACAAUCCCGAUAAUAACCAAGAUGCUCAACCAACGCAUUACCCACCUCCUUUAGGUAGAUAUCAUGACAACAAAGAAGAUGAAAGAAACAAGAAUCAUGCUAUUCCAGGCUUCCAAGCGCCAUUUUAA
Molecule: messenger RNA, 372 nt
Organism: Hemisphaericaspora subhashii
Lineage: Eukaryota; Fungi; Ascomycota; Pichiomycetes; Serinales; Debaryomycetaceae
Exons: 1
Coding region: 1-372 (123 amino acids)
Source: RefSeq, a predicted model, not a curated record